Messenger RNA from Eruca vesicaria subsp. sativa (arugula), 1173 nucleotides. The record is from the annotation of a GenBank genome assembly. Lineage: Eukaryota; Viridiplantae; Streptophyta; Magnoliopsida; Brassicales; Brassicaceae.
UGCGAAGAUUAGCAGAAGGGUUGAUCCCAAAACAUACUUUACUUUCUCCAGCUGACUAAACAUUCUUCUCCCAUAGCCUCUUUCUUCAAUCUUACUAUAUAAAUAUUGAUCAAUCUUGUUCCUCGCUCAGAGUCAUUCUUUAACCCACUUCUUCCUUCCUUUUGUGUUUGCUCUUUCAAAGUCUGACAAAUGGCAGUGAAUGUCGAUGCAGAGUACCUCAAAGAGAUAGAGAAGACUCGUAGAGACCUUCGAGCUCUCAUCUCUUCAAGAAACUGUGCUCCUAUUAUGCUCCGUCUUGCAUGGCAUGACGCGGGAACAUAUGAUGUCCAGAAGAAAACUGGAGGUCCCAAUGGCUCCAUCAGGUUCAAGGAAGAGCUAAACCGCCCCCAUAACAAAGGUCUCGAGAAAGCAGUCGCCUUCUGCGAGGAAGUAAAAGUAAAGCAUCCAGGAGUCUCUUACGCAGACCUCUAUCAGCUCGCAGGAGUUGUUGCCGUGGAAGUUACAGGUGGCCCUGCAAUCCAUUUUACUCCAGGCCGUAAGGAUGCUGGGUCUCCAGAUGAAGGAGAACUUCCAGAUGCGAAUCAAGGUGCCUCACAUCUAAGAACUCUCUUCUCACGUAUGGGUCUAUCGGAUAAAGACAUUGUAGCUCUCUCUGGGGGCCAUACUUUGGGGCGUGCACAUAAGGAGAGGUCAGAUUUCGAAGGUCCUUGGACAAGAGAUCCUCUAAAGUUUGAUAACUCGUAUUUCGUAGAGCUUCUAAAAGGGGAAACUCCAGAACUCCUGCAACUUAAAACUGACAAGGCUUUACUAAGUGACCCCAAGUUCGAACCUUAUGUGAAGCUGUAUGCCAAGGACGAGGAUGUGUUCUUCAGAGAUUACGCAAUUUCACACAAGAAACUCUCAGAGCUAGGAUUCAAUCCGCCAAGAAAAGCUCCUGCAACAGUGACGCAGCAAGCAGUUGGAAUCGCUGUUGCUGCAGCUGUUGUGCUCUUUACCAUUUGCUACGAAGCAAACAGAAGAGGUAAAUGAGGAGGUUUCACAGAUGCGAUAAAAAAAGGCUAAUAGAAAAAAAGUUAAAAAUGUCAACUGAAUGAAAUGCAAUAAAUAAAAAUGAUUCAUGAGAUGUUGUUUACCUUCACACUCCUUCUCAAGCUUCAUUCCUUUGGAGUUGCU